Trichomonas vaginalis G3 is the source of this 1265-nucleotide messenger RNA. RefSeq names its product kinase-related family. NCBI's taxonomy places the organism in Eukaryota, Parabasalia, Trichomonadida, Trichomonadidae. The annotation marks the transcript as partial. The transcript has a single exon. The record is from RefSeq and is a predicted model, not a curated record.
AUGGAACAAGAUGUUAUAAAUUUGAAAAACCAUACUACUCAAUAUAAAGUACUGAAAGAUGAAGAAAUAAAACAAAAAGCCCUGAAGACAUAUAUGGAUAGCGAUGAGUAUAAAAAAGAAGUUGAAGCAAAUGUAAAGGCAGAAAAACUUUUACAGUUGCAAAACCAAACCGUACAGUAUGAAAACUUAGCACAAGAAAGUAAAAAUAACGACGCAGCCAUGCAAAAGGUAAUGAAAAGCGCAGAAUAUAUAAAAGCUAAUAAUGACUGGUUAGAUGCCCAAGCCAACGCUAAAGCAGCCCAACUUAUAGGGUCAAUAAGGACAAAAAUACAAGCGGAUGAAGACAGUUCAAAUGAAGCUUUAAUGAAUGCUGACUUUAAGAACGCCUUCGAAGCUCUUCAUAGUAAGGUGAAACUAGUGAACGACUUCUCAUCUGGAAAGAAACUGAAGUCUGAAGGUUUCGACAACGAGUUAAGAGAAGUAGCACAAAAUAUGACGAAAAUAACAGAUGCAGCAACGAGACAGGCAGUUCAAAGUGCCUAUGACGCCGUUAGAGCAACUGUUGUGGAAAGUCAAGAAAAAGAGUUACAACAGACCAAAACAGACCUAGUAAAUGCUUUCUUAAGAACGAAAAGUCAGGUAGGACAUUAUGCUGCAGAUGGAACAUAUGUGCCAGCUGGUGGAACUUAUAUACCACCAAACCCUCCAAGAGAAGCACCUGCACCAGGACUACCUAAAACAUUUACAUCGUCACAUGGACACAGACACAGGCAUGCACCAAAACCAACACAACAACCAACACAACAACCAACAGUUCAAAACACUGCACCACAACCAACAGUUCAAAACACUGCACCACAACCAACAGUUAAAGUUAAUGUUAGCCCUGAAUUAACAAGGUCAGCAACUCAACCAAAUUUAUUAACUCGUGACUUACCGAAGAAUGAGGAGAAUGAAGAAAACCAUGAGAAUGGAGACCCAAUCAUUUUAUCUGAACCCGGUAAAGAACCUGUUGAAAUUCCCACUUAUCCAACAUACCCCCCGCCUCUUUCAUCAAACAUUGAGAACCCAUAUAAAAUAGACAUUAAUUCAGAAUUAAUGAAAAUUUACCGUGAUAUAAUAAUUAAUAAUUAUGAUUCAAUAAUAAAUUUAAUUGAUCAAUCCGGUUUAAUUAUUUUACCUUAUGAAUCAUUAAUUCACAUUAUCGCCAUUCUUUGUGAUGUUCAAGAUUCAGACGUUAAGAUUCAAUUUUUCAUAGAUGAUGA